Messenger RNA from Eublepharis macularius, 1751 nucleotides. RefSeq names its product family with sequence similarity 43 member B (gene FAM43B). The transcript has a single exon. Lineage: Eukaryota; Metazoa; Chordata; Lepidosauria; Squamata; Eublepharidae. The coding region runs from base 1 to 1128 and encodes 375 amino acids. The record is from RefSeq and is a predicted model, not a curated record.
AUGGCCGCGAUGCUGCCCUGGCGCCGGAGCAAGUUCGUGCUGGUGGAGGGCGAGCGCAAAGGCAAGGGCAAGAGCCUGGGGCCGGGGCUGAGCUACGCCUCGCUGCUGUCGGGCUUCGUGCACUCCUGCCCGCACCUGCUGCCCGAGUGCCCGUUGGGCCGCCUGGGCAGCGUCUUCCGCAGCAGGCGCCAGAAAGUGGAGCUCAACCAAGAGGACCCCACCUACACCGUCUGGUACCUGGGCAACGCCGUCACCCUCCAAGCCAAAGGCGAGGGCUGCACUCAGGAGGCCGUGGAGAAGAUCUGGGCCAAGAGCGACUACGGGGCCGGCGGCACCAAGAUGAAGCUCACCCUGGGCCCCCACGGCAUCCGCAUGAGCCCCUGCGAGAAGGGGCCCCGCCGGCCCGGCCAUGCCUACCUUCUACAUCGCAUCACCUACUGCGUGGCCGACGGGGGCCACCCCAAGGUCUUCGCCUGGGUCUACCGGCACCAGGUCAAGAACAAAGCGGUGGUGCUGCGCUGCCACGCCGUGCUGGUCUCCAAGGCCGAGAAGGCCCACGCCAUGGCUCUGCUCCUCUACCAGACCUCCCGCUCGGCCUUCAAUGAGUUCAAGCGCCUCAAGAGGCAGAACGACUCCCGCCGCCUCCAGCAGCAGCUGCUGGGUGAAGCCAUCGUGCCCUGGGUGCCCCUUCGGAAACUUCUCAACUGCAAAUGCCCCUACCGGCCUCCCCCGGAAAGGAACCGCAGUGCCCCGCGACUGAGCGCCAUCCGAGAGGAGGAAGAGGAGGACGAGAGCGGGGAGAAGGAGGGCAAAGGCGCCGGUGCUCCCUGUGGCCGGGCCUGUAGCUCCGCUUGCUGCAUUGACCGGGUCGGGCCCGACUUGAUCAUCAGCAGUCGCCAUGAGCACAGCACGGUGGGCAUCCGCGUCUCCAUCGGCAGCCCCGACGGCAUGCCUCCGUGUGGCAAAACUGCCACCGGUCAGGUUUCCAAGAUGGUCAAAGGCAGAGAGAGGUCAGAGGUGCUGAUCUUGGCCCACCAGUUGAGGGUCUGCACUUUGAGAAGCCCCCUGCCCAGGGCAGACACACCUUCUUGGGAGACCACAGCAAAGCCAUCUUGCCUGUCUUCUUAGGAACCCUGGAGCUAUCAUGGUUUAUUUUUUUUUCCAGAUUUUCUGGUAGAGGAUUUGGAGGAGUGGGAGUAUGGAACAUAUUGUUCCCUCUGCUUGCUCGCUUCCCUUCCGUGUUCCCUUGGCUGCCGUCUGUACGUCUCAGGUUGACAAACUGCGCAGGGCGGUCAUUAAUUCCUCGUCGAUGGAUGCGUGUCGUUGAUGUGUGCCGAUUCUACUCAGCCAAGCUUUUAUGACUCUGAUUCUCAUUUUGACCAGAACAACGAGUCUGUUUGUUUUUCUUCCGUAGACAAUGAAAUGGUCAACCUAAGUAGUCUCUGAGAAUUCUCGACUUGCUGUUCAGAUGAAAUGCCAAGCCGUGCCAAUGUACAAAGACCGUCAGCACAGCAGUGGGUGAUAGGCAGUUAGCUCUUGGGUGGAGAUGUUGUUUUGGAGCUUUAGCAUGUCCUCAGUAGGACAGAAGGAGAAGGAGCGCAUGGAUUUGAUUUCCGUAGAGGGCCGAAGGCUACUCUGACUUAAACAGCUGUUCCUUAUUUGUUCAAAAUGGGGAAAAAUGUCUUAAAAGAAGCUCUGUGUGUGUGUGUAUAUAUAUGUAUGUAAAAAAACAUUUUCCCUUUGCGUUUGCA